AUGUGGGUGCUGGUCGAGUCGACGACGGCUGGUGCGCGCGGGACUGCCGUGGCCCCGCCCGCCGGGUCGGUGCUGCGAGGGCCCGUCGGCCUCAUGCCGCUGGCCGACGGCUCCUGGGUGACGAUCCGCUCGAUCUCGGGAUCGGCCCGGGAGUACGCUGGGCGAGAGGCCGCGUCGGAUGCUCGUCUGAUGGGGAUCCUGCCGAACCCUGCCGUUCCAGGCGGGAGGCUGCUGCGGCAGUGGCGCGACGCCGUCGCCAGCUUCACCGAGGAGGCGUUCGUGGACGGGCACAUCCCCGGUCCGCGGACGUGCCUGUGGUGCUGCAAGUUCAUCGACCGUCGUCAGGGAGGGCCGCUGGAUCACUUCAGGUUCUGGAAGGCGACCCUCGGGCUGGCGGCCGACGACUACGGCGUGAACGACUAUGAGGCCGGGAUGCGCGCUAUCUACACGAUGGCGUGCUGGGACGGCCUGGACCUGCCAAACAUCGCGGGCGCCGAGCAGAUCCUUCGGAAGUGCCAGAUGUACGAGUACGUCUACGGGGGCCCAGCGGUGGUGGCCCGCCAUUCGCUGGUGAUGAGCACUUCAAGGGCAUGCCUUGUGGGCGCCAACGUGAUCUAUUUCCACUGCCACGUCCUGAUCAACAGCGUGGUGAAUACCCUCAACGAGCUGUACGUCGGCCAGCCCUGUCGCCACGGCGACCACUCGCAGCCUGUCUCUGCGGGUCAGCAGCGGGCCUUGGACAACGUUCGCGAUGCUGUCCGACGGUUCGGUAAGCCCCCGGAGGGAUUGACUGGCUCAGGAGCCCUUGAGGAGCUUCGAGUUCUCAGCGACUACGCCGGCGAGAGUGCCACGGUCGCUCCGUUCAGCUUUGAUAACAUCAACAGCCUCUCGCUCCCGGACGAGGGUUUCACGCCGGUGGCGCUGGACACGCUGGGAGGAGGAGCUGGCCGCAAGAUAGUUGAACGGCUUCAUGAUAUGAUGCUGUCCCAGUCCGAGGGUCGGGCUCGGAUCGAGUCCGACGGUCCUCGGAAGCUCUACAUCGACCCGGCGCUCAGGAACCCCAAGCUGUACAUCCAGCUGCUGCGGAUCCUCGAGCGCCGGAACCUCAUCGACUACUACGCUGACAAGGCGCGCAGCGUGGGUGUGUUCUUCGUUUAUAAGAAGUCGGGGAAGCUGCGGCUCAUCCUGGACGGCAGGCAUGCGUCCCUGCACUUCCGGGCCCCCGACAAGGUGGCCCUCGCGUCUGGCGCGAGCUUCGCUGGCCUUCACGUGGACAGCGGGAAGCCCAUCGCCGUGGCCGAGGUGGACCUGGCCGACGCCUUCUACACGAUGCUGCUGCCGCCGGAGUUCCGACGGUACUUUGCACUGCCGAGCUGCCGCGCGGGCCUGCUGGGGCUUGACUGCACCUCGGACGGGCGCCCUCUCAGCGGGACGGACCUGGUCUACCCGUGCUUCCGGUGCCCGCCGAUGGGGUGCUCCUUCAGCCUCUGGAUCUGCCAGGCGAUGUUGGAGGCGACCGCGCUGCAGGUGCCCCAGCUGACCGUGGCCAAUCGCUUCGUGGACAGGCGCCCUGUGCCGGGCGUCACCAGCGACGCGAUCCACACCGAGUACGUGGACAACGCGCUGAGCCUCUCGACCGACCCGUCGGUGGCGUCCGCUGCUGCCGCUGCGGUCGACUCUCGGCUCCGAGCGGCUGGCCUACCAACCCACGGGGUCGAAUGCAGUUUCGGCGCUGCCGCGCUGGGCUGGCAGUUCGACGAGAAGUUCCCGAUCAUCGGGCUGAACCCGGCGCUGCGGUGGAAGCUACGGCUGGCCUGCCUGGAGCUGUGCCGGAAGGGCUUUGCUUCGGGCAAGACGGUCUCGCGCGUGGCCUCACACUUUACAUCGAGGGCGCUGAUCCGGCGCGAGCUUCUGUCCUGUCUCAACUCGCUGUACGCUUUUUCUGCCCAGUAUGGGGGCCGAACUGCUCGGCUCUGGCCCUCUUGCCUGCGCGAGCUCCGCUGGUGCGCCAGUCUGGUCGUGUUCUGCUUCCGAGACGCGGGUGCCGCGUUUGACAGCAGGUGGAGAUUCAGCAAGACUCAGGAGGGUGGCGUCUCACAUCGGUCCUUCGCCCUAAAGGCUCAGAGCUCUGGAGACCCCUUCGUGCCCGAGUCGGUCGCAACCUUCGAGAACCCAGGGGGCUUCCAGGAGGUGAUCACGGACUUGGAGGAGGAUGAGGAGUUCGUCGUGUCAGGCUCCGCGUUCGAGGUGGAGGAGGUGACCCAGGUGGAGAAUGAGGAGUUCCCGGAGAUCCCAGAGGGCGUCUGGGCGGAGGGGUGGUACCCGGUCGUGUCGCACAGAUGGUGUCGUUCGGAACCUCAAGUCGUUCUCGAAGGUCGUGGGAUGGUGGUGGCUGUUCGGCAUAUCCUUCGGCGUCUCUCGUCCUUCAACCGGUGCCAUCUGUGCUUGGGCGAUUGUUUGGGAACGAUCCUGGCUGCCACCAAGGGGCGGCCCUCGCGCCCAGAGAUGGGGCGCAUCUGCCGGCAGCUGGCGGCCCUUUCGCUAGCUAGCGGCACUGCCUUCUUUUGGCGCUGGGUACCUUCCGAGCGGAACUCCGCGGACCGCGCCUCCAGGAACCUGCCGGGCGUGGGCUAUGCUUCGACGACAUCAGAUACCUGCGGCCCCAGCGCCUGUGGUGGUAGCCACGGCGCCCGCUCCGACGUCGGGCGGCCUCCCGGCGCGAGGCAGCCUGCCUUCGGGCCCCCGCCCGGCCUCGAGCAAGAGGCGAGCUGGGACCCCGACGGGGCGGACCGCUUCCUCGGCAGCGGCUUCGACAUUGGGGCUGGACCUAUCGGCGGAGCCACUGGGGCGGACCGCCCGCCCGGACAGCGGUCGUUCCUGGAGCAGAAGGCGGUGGGCAACAGGACGACGCUGGACUACCAGGCCCGAUACCACCGUUUCCUGACCUGGGCCGCGGCUGCGAGGCCCCCAGUGUCCACCAUCCCAGAGCUGGAGGAGACGCUCCUGGAAUACUUCAACGAGUUGUACUUCGAGGGCCACGACUCGCCGGACGGGUCGAAGCUGGCGGCCGCCGUGACCCACUUCCGGCUGGACCUGCUGCCGAAGCUGAUCAACUUGCCGCGCGUGCAGCGGGCGCUGAAGGGCUGGAAGUCCAUGGCGCCCCCCCGGGCUCGCCUUCCCCUGCCUUGGCCAGUGGUGGCGUGGAUGGCGGACUGGAUGGUGACGAACGGGUGGGAGGUGGCGGCGACGGCGUCCGUGCUGGCCUUCAUCCUCUACCUGCGCCCCUCCGAGCUGCUGUCCCUGCGCGCGAUCUCGGUCGUGCGGCCGGUGAAGUGCGGGCCCCGGCACCUGAGCAAGUACUCCAUCCUCCUGUUCCCGGCCGAGCUCGAGGCGAGGUCGAAGACAAAGGAUUACGACAUCAGCCUGCUGCUGGACAACCCAGAGUUCGGGUGGAUGGAUCAGGUGCUGGACCGCCCUCGGCUGCGCCGUGACUAUUGGCAGCACCCUAUGCAGAAUUUGAGUUCGUGGGCCCACACCGCCAAGUCGAAGGUGUACCUGGAGAUCUUCAGUGGCUCCGGGAACUGGUCGCGUGCCAUGCGACACGGCCAGGCCUCGCGGCUGGCCCCGCGUGUCUUCGAGCUGGACAUGGAGCACGAGCCCGCCCUGGGCGAUCUCUCCAGGCGCAGCGUGCAACGUGUUGUUCGAGGUUGGCUUCGUGGGCAGCUGCUCCAGGGUGUCUGGCUGGGUAUGCCCUGCAGUUCCUGGUCCAUGGCGCGGAAUAGGCCCAACGGCCCUCCCGCCUUGCGUGAUGGGAAACAUCUGCUGGGACUCCCUGGCCUCUCGUCAGGCGACUCGCUCAAGGUGAUGCUGGGGAACAGGCUCGCGUGUUUCUCCUUCAGCUUCUUUCUGGAGUGCGCCCUGCGUGGAGUCCCAGCGGCAAUCGAGAACCCAGCCACCUCGUGGGCGUGGCAGACCAAGUGGGCGGUACAUGCCGCCAAGCAGACCAAUGUGAAGAAGGGCAAGUACCACAAGGAGUUCAAUGACGUGACGGAGUUCUACUUCGGCAAGCACCAGGACAAGCUGAAGAAGUUGGCGACGCCCGUGGGCUCCGGGGCCUCGACGCCGCCCGCCGGGGGCGCCCUCGGGGUCUCCUGGUACCGGGAGUGCGGCUGCACGGGCAUGGAGAUCGAGGCGGUCACCAUCCUCGAGGGGCUCGCCCGCUCCCUGGGCGCCGGGCGCGUGCGCACGAACCGCUGCGAGGCGUCGUGCGUCUGGCCGGCGUCGACCCGGCGGGUGCUGGAUCAGAUCGAGCUUCAGUGGGGCGAGAGGGAUUUGUCGGAUUGGCUCUUCGCGGAUCGCCCGCCACGCAGGGUGGUGUUCGUGGUGCAUGCGGCGUUCCUGGGAGUGUGCGGCCUUCCCGACUUCCUGCAGUACGCUGCGCAGGACGACCCGCUGGCGCGAGCCGUGCGCGGUGGCCGCCCCGAUCUGCUGCGCGUGAGCAGGAGCAUGCUGGAGACUGACCGCCUCGACCCCAUGAACGCGGAGCGCUGCAACAAGCAGUUCGAUGCUGUCUGGGUUCCUUCGAAGUUCAACGAGGAGACGUUUUCUAGAUCUGGCGUCGAGGCAAGCAUGCUGAAGGUGCUGCCCGAGGCGAUCGACCCCCGGCUCUUCAACUGCAGCGCCGGGAGUCCGCCGGUGCGUCCGCCGGUGCCGCACUUCGGCGUGGCGGAGCUGGACCAGUUCGUGGCCGCAGGGGUCGGGCACGACGUGUUCACGUUCCUCUCCGUCUUCAAGUGGGAGGAGCGGAAGAACUGGCAGGCGCUGCUGGAGACGUUCUGGCGGACGUUUCCCCGCCGCUCGACGCAGGUCGCCCGGGAGGACGGGCAGACCGUCGGCACCACCGUGCGCCUGUUGAUCUCGAGACGCAGCACUUGUCGUGGGGCACCCACCCCGACGACGACGUGGCCCAACUCCAUGCGGCGCUCGGCGUGUCCGCGGAGGACGCCGCGGGGCGGCUGCUGGUGA
Molecule: messenger RNA, 5025 nt
Organism: Prorocentrum cordatum
Lineage: Eukaryota; Dinophyceae; Prorocentrales; Prorocentraceae
Source: the annotation of a GenBank genome assembly